This is a messenger RNA of Sinocyclocheilus anshuiensis, 1580 nucleotides long. It is a transcript of the gene naif1, whose product is annotated as nuclear apoptosis inducing factor 1. Gene Ontology annotation, cellular component: nucleus. The record is from RefSeq and is a predicted model, not a curated record. NCBI's taxonomy places the organism in Eukaryota, Metazoa, Chordata, Actinopteri, Cypriniformes, Cyprinidae. Bases 180 to 1127 code for a protein of 315 amino acids. The transcript is spliced from 3 exons.
CCGUAAGAGGCGACAAAUGGGCGGGACUUCAGCCAUUUGCGGCCGCAAACGUUGUUGUUGGAAGAGAAGUCGAUUCAAGAAGCCAUUACGCUGCGCAAUUGUGUCGGGACAAAAACGUACUAUUUUUACGUAUUCUACGCAAUAUUUUUACCCCCCCCCCCAGCCCAAUUGAAUACGUUAUGGCAUCUCAGGCCAAAAAGAGAAAAACGAAUUUCUCCGAAAGGGAGGUGGAGAUCAUCGUGGAGGAGAUGGAGAAGCAAAAGCACAUUUUAGUGAAUCAUUUUAACGCGGGCGUCACGCACAUCGCCAAGAACAGCGCGUGGACGGAGAUCCUGAAGCGCGUGAAUGCCGUGAGCACCUGCCAGCGCGAGCUCGCGGAGGUCAAGAAGAAAUGGUCCGAUCUCAAGACGGAGGUGCGGCGCAAAGUGGCGCAGGCGCGGGCGGCCAUGGAGGGCACGGGUGACUGCAGCAGCGUGCCCGUCAUCCUGAGCUCCAUGCAGCAGCGCAUCUGCAAUCUGCUCGGAGAAGCGACCAUCAUCAGCCUCCCUGCGGCGGAGGCGGAGAUCGCGGUGCCCAUCAGCUCCGCAGCCAGCGUCGCGUUAACGCAAAGCAUUCAGUCAGCGGCCGCAGCAGCAUGUGAGAUAAAAACUCUUGAAGCCGAGACGACGUACCACACGCUGGAGGAAGGCAUGGUGGAGUACUGCACCACCGAGACGCCGGUGACCGUCACUGCAGAGGCUCCAGUGGAGAUGCUGGCGGCGCAGGCCGAGUGCAAACCGCAGGAACUGAAGAGCCGCAUCGCGCUCAACUCCGCCAAACUGCUGCAGGAGCACCGCGUCACCAACCUGCACGUGCGCGAGAUCGCCCAGCACCUGGAGAACCAGAACGACCUGCUGCAGAUGAUCCGCCGCUCACAGGAGGCCCAGGCCUGCGCUCAGGAGAGACAAGCCCAGGCUCUGGAGGGAACGCAGGCUGCCCUGCUCGCCCUCAUCCAGAUGUUCAGACCCGCUCUGAAGGACUUGAGGAAGUUUCUACAGAACGCCAACAGCGCAAACGCAGCAGCAGCUGCCACAGAGACUGGAGAAGGAGCGGAAAACGUCCCGCCGCAGACAGAAGACGCACAAUAGAGACAAAUAUGAGCACGCUUGGGUUUCUGAGUGUGUGUGUGUGUGUGACCGUCUGGUCUAGAAUAGACUAAAUUAUUGUACAGCACGGUGCCUCAAAGAGUUUGUGCUUAUAUGUGUGAAUGUGUCAGGGAGACUUUUAUGAGCGUUUUAAAGAAGUGGCCAAAUAUAAAUAGCUUUUGACAAUUUGAAGUUACUGUAAAGUCUUUUCAUUUACAUUUGCAUUUGGUUGCUUAAAAGUCAAGUUGCAACACGUUUAAUUUGAUUGUUUUGGUGUGCAAUUGACGCUAAAACAAACAUGCAAAACCUCAAAACCCAAAUCUGGGUCAGAGACCUACAGAAAACACAUUUUCUUCAGUGGUUCCAGUGACAGAAGACUUUGUGGAGGCUUUUGUUUCUUUAGCUUUUGAGAAUUUGCCAUUUUUAUUUAAGUAUGCUGAAUAAAGAAACUCUCCA